UCCUGAGCACAUCCAUUCUUGAACCAAGAUCUUCCUGGACACAUCCUAGACUUGAUCCAAGAUCGUCCUGGGCACAUCCAUUCUCGAACCAAGAUCUUCCUGGACACAUCCCAUUGUUGAACCAAGAUCUUCCUGGACAAAUCCCAUUGUUGAACCAAGACCUUCCUGAAUACAUAUCAGUUUUGAACCAAGAUCUUCCUGGACACAUCUCUCAAGAUCUACUAAUCAAACCAAGUAUCAUCCUUGCUUGAUUUAGAAAUUCGAACCCGCCAAAUGAUGGACAACCAAACCAAUAAAAGCAGUUUUCCAAGCAAAGACAACAGUACUUCUCCUCGAAGCCUGGACUGGUAUUGGACCCUUCGAUGGAUUAUUGGUGUAUUCAUAAUUUCUGGUAACUCAAUCAUUAUCAUCACCGUAAUGAUCCGCAGAAGACUGCGUAACAACAUCCCAAACCAAUUCAUUGUAUCCUUAGCAGUGGCUGAUCUUUUGACGGGGGUUGUCAUCAUCCCAGCUACCUACCAUUGCUCUUUUCAUGAAUGUGAUUGGUCAACUUUGUUUACCGCGAUCAACUUCUUACUUUUUUCAUCUAUCUCUAACUUGUGUGUGAUGACAUUAGACCGAUUUCUUGCAGUUGUUUUUCCUUAUGCUUACCAGACGUUCAUGACACAACGAAAAGCCUUGUUCCUCAUGGCGGUUGCUUGGGUCAUCCCAUUCAUUGUCAGCGUUAUUCCAAUCGCGUGGAAAUACAAACAACCCUCCGAAAAAGCAUCUUACGAAAAGACUUUUAUGAUUCUACAGACGUUGAUUAUUGAAAUUACUCCUUGUAUCCUGAUGUUAGUCACCCAUAUUCCGAUCUACCUGAUCGUGAGAAAACACUCCAGACAGAUAGCAUGUCAGAACGCUUCUCAAGUCAACAACCAAUCACAAUCCAAAGCAAAGAAUGAACGAUCUACUGUCAAAGUCUUCACUCUUGUAGUGUUUCUAUUUAUCGUCUGCUACGGUUUCUCCAUAUACAGGGAGGUUUGUAGGCAGUUAGAACUGUGCAAUCCACCGUUGCAGAUCACGUUGGUCUCGCGUUUACUUUAUCUCUCUAACUCUGCCAUGAAUCCAUUUGUCUACUCUUUCCUCAAGCGAGACAUUCGACAAGUAAUGAAGCAAGCCCUGACGUCUUGUUUAAGACGGUUCGGAGAAACUGUGGAUUUGAGAGACGAGUCUGAAUCCUCAAGAAGAAGUCGUCAACCCCAUCCGAGGGAAAUGGGCCAACAACCCUAAAUAUUGAACCUAAAACUUGGCCUGACAAUAAGCAUGAAUAACUUUUUGUAAUACACGUAUCAAAAAUAUAACGCACUAGUAUUUAAUCAAGC
Actinia tenebrosa (Australian red waratah sea anemone) is the source of this 1364-nucleotide messenger RNA. RefSeq names its product octopamine receptor beta-2R-like. Lineage: Eukaryota; Metazoa; Cnidaria; Anthozoa; Actiniaria; Actiniidae. The record is from RefSeq and is a predicted model, not a curated record.